Molecule: messenger RNA, 5030 nt
Organism: Pteropus alecto (black flying fox)
Lineage: Eukaryota; Metazoa; Chordata; Mammalia; Chiroptera; Pteropodidae
Gene: IFT140
Product: intraflagellar transport 140
Exons: 31
Coding region: 197-4690 (1497 amino acids)
Biological process (GO): intraciliary retrograde transport
Cellular component (GO): intraciliary transport particle A; ciliary basal body; axoneme
Molecular function (GO): protein binding
Source: RefSeq, a predicted model, not a curated record
GGGCGCUGGAGGAGGACGACGACCCGGCGGGGACGGGAAGGGGCUGGGAUGCAGCGGGGCCCGGGAAUAGGGCAACUACGAGGCGAGCCAGACCCAUCCCGUGCCCUCCCAGGUUAUUUUCAUCCGGAAAUCAAGCUUCAGCCGGUCUCCCGCGGCCCUUCACGGGUUUCAACCCUGACUAGAUCUGAGUUUCAUCAUGGCCCUCUAUUUUGACCACCGAAUAGAAGCCCCAGAUGCAGUUGGGUCUCCUUCGCACAUCAGUUGGCACCCUGUUCAUCCAUUCCUGGCAGUCGCCUCUGUCAGUACAACCUCGGGAGGCAGUGUGGACAUAUACCUGGAACAAGGAGAGCGCGUGCCUGAUACACAUGUUGAGAGAUCGUUCCGGGUCACUUCCCUGUGCUGGCAUCCGACACGGCUGAUCCUGGCUGUUGGCUGGGAGACUGGAGAAGUGAUCGUGUUUAAUAAGCAGGACAAGGAGCAGCAUGCAGUCCCCCCAACGCACACUGCCAACAUCACUGUCCUCACCUGGAGCACCGGUGGGAACUGCCUUGUAUCGGGGGACAGGCUUGGCGUCCUGCUCUUAUGGAGGCUGGACCAAAGGGGUCGAGUACAAGGGACACCCCUGCUGAAACACGACUAUGGAAAACACCUGACUCACUGCAUCUUCCGGCUUCCCCCUCCUGGCGAGGACCUUGUUCAGUUGGCAAAGGCAGCUGUGAGCGGUGAUGAGAAAGCCCUGGACAUGUUUAACUGGAGGAAAAGUAGCUUUGGAAGUUUCUUGAAAAUGGGCUCUCAAGAAGGACUGUCAUUCUUUGUCAGCUUGAUGGAUGGGACCGUGCACUACGUGGAUGAGAAAGGCAAGACCAGCAUGGCAGCAUCCACAGACAGCUCUAUCCAAAUGCUGUUCUACAUUGAGAAGAGGGAGGCGCUGGUGGCAGUCACAGAGAACCUGCUGCUGUCCCUGUACUUGGUGACUCCUGAGGGCGAGGUGGAAGAAAUGAUGAAGGUGAAGUUGAGUGGGAAAACGGGUCACCAUGCCGACAUUGCUUUGAUCGAAGGCAGCCUUCUGGUGACUGCCACUGGGGAAUCAGCCCUCAGAUUCUGGGACUUGGAUCGAGGAGAGAAUUAUGUACUGAGUCCAGAGGAGAAGUUCGGUUUCGAAAAAGGAGAAAAUAUAAACUGUGUUUCUUACUGUAAAGUCAAAGGUCUCCUGGCAGCAGGUACCGAUAAAGGGCGAGUAGCCAUGUGGAGAAAGGUGCCAGGACCCCAGAGCAGCCGAGGAGUGGAGGGCAAAGACAGGUGGACUCUUCAAACCCCUACUGAGCUUGAAGGAAACAUCACACAGAUAAAGUGGGGCUCCAGAAAGAACCUUCUGGCAGUGAACAACAUCAGCUCUGUGGUGAUCCUCAGCGAGCAGGCCAUGUCGUCACAUUUCCACCAGCAAGUGGCUGUGGUGCAGGUUUCCCCGAGCUUACUCAGUGUGUCCUUCCUGUCCACGGGGUUGACGCACAGCCUGCGCACAGACAUGCACAUCAGUGGAGUGUUCGCCACCAAGGAUGCUGUCGCCGUCUGGAAUGGAAAACAGGUGGUGAUCUUUGAGCUUUCUGGAGCCACAUUACGAAAUGCAGGUACCUUCCUGUGUGAGUCUCCAGUGUUAGCAAUGCAUGAAGAAAACGUUUAUACAGUAGAACCAAACCGAGUUCAAGUUCGAACCUGGCAGGGGACUGUGAAGCAGCUCUUGCUAUUCGCUGAGACAGAGGGGAACCCAUGCUUCUUUGACAUCUGUGGAAAUUUCCUGGUUGUAGGGACAGACUUGGCUCACUUUAAAAGCUUUGAUCUAUCCCGAAGAGAGGCGAAGGUGCACUGCAGCUGCAAGAACCUGGCUGAGCUGGUCCCCGGAGUGGGAGGCAUUGCAUCACUUAGAUGUAACGCCAACGGCAACAAGAUCAGCAUCCUCCUCAGCAAGGUACGAACUGAUCAGUUAAACAAGAAGACUCGGCCCCUCCUUCUGUGGUUGAACAGACAUCUAUCAAACAACGAGGCAAACAAGUACAUUUUUACAACCCUGGCUGACAACAGCCCUGAUUCAAAAAUCUGCUUCUAUGACGUGGAAAUGGACACCAUGACCACCUUUGACUUCAAGACAGGACAAAUUGAUUGGCGAGAGACAUUGACCUUUAAUGGGCAGGAAACUAAGAAGAACCAUGCCUUUCCGGACGAGAGGCUAGCACAUCUUGUUCCUGUGAGCCACUUCUGGGAUCAAAGUGAGCCCAGGCUGUUCGUGUGUGAAGCUGUUCCUGAGGUAAUGGGAGCCCACCAGCAGCCCACAGACAGGAAGGCCCACACCGAGGACAGCGCUGGCCCCACGGUGGACGUGUUGAUUCUGUCCUUCUUUAUUUCUGAAGAGCAUGGCUUCUUGCUUCAAGACAGCUUCCACCGGCCUCCCACCUAUCAGUCUCUUCUGGGAAUGGAAGUGCCCCAUUAUUACUUCACCAGAAAGCCAGGAGAAGCAGACAGAGAUGACCAGGUGGAUUCAGGGCAGCACUGCAUCCCCCAGGUGGUGGGCAGGAGGCCCCUGCGAGACUUCGUGGGGCUGGAGGACUGCGACAAGCCCACGCGAGACGCCAUGCUCAACUUCAGUUUCUUCGUCACUGUCGGAGACAUGGAUGAAGCUUUCAAAUCUAUCAAACUCAUCAAAAGUGAAACCGUGUGGGAGAACAUGGCACGCGUGUGUGUGAAGACCCAGCGGCUGGACGUAGCCAAGGUGUGCCUGGGCAACAUGGGCCACGCGCGUGGAGCCCGAGCACUGCGGGAGGCUGAGCAGGAGCCAGAGAUGGAGGCCCGCGUGGCCAUGCUGGCCAUACAGCUGGGCAUGCUGGAGGAGGCCGAGCAGCUGUACAAGAAAUGCAAGCGCUACGACCUACUCAACAAGCUCUACCAGGCCUCCGGUCAGUGGCAAAAAGCCAUAGAAGUCGCUGAACUCCAUGACCGUGUCCACCUGCGCACCACCUACUACAACUACGCCAAGCACCUGGAGGCCAGCACCAACUGCAGUCUAGCCCUCAACUACUACGAGAAGUCAGACACCCACCGCUUCGAGGUGCCCAGGAUGCUCUCGGAGGACCUGCAGUCCCUAGAGCUGUAUGUCAAUAAGAUGAAGGACAAGACCCUAUGGAGGUGGUGGGCCCAGUACCUGGAGAGCCAGGCAGAGAUGGAUGCCGCACUGCGCUACUAUGAGCUGGCACAGGACUACUUCUCCCUAGUCCGCAUUCAUUGCUUCCAGGGCAACAUUCAGAAGGCUGCUGAAAUAGCCAAUGAGACUGGAAACUGGGCUGCAUCCUACCACCUGGCCCGGCAGUAUGAGAGCCAGGAGGAGGUGAGACAGGCAGUGCACUUCUACACACGGGCUCAGGCCUUCAACAACGCCAUCCGUCUGUGCAAGGAGAACAGCCUGGAUGACCAGCUCAUGAACUUGGCCUUGCUGAGCUCCCCCGAGGACAUGAUCGAGGCGGCACGCUACUAUGAGGAGAAGGGCAAACAGAUGGACAGGGCGGUCAUGCUGUACCACAAGGCCGGCCACUUCUCCAAGGCCCUGGAGCUGGCCUUUGCCACCCAGCAGUUUGUGGCCCUGCAGCUCAUCGCAGAAGACCUGGACGAGAAGUCAGACCCUGCCCUCCUAGCCCGCUGCUCGGACUUCUUCCUUGAGCACAGUCAGUAUGAGAAGGCGGUGGAGCUGCUACUGGCUGCCAAGAAGUAUCAGGAAGCCCUACAGCUUUGCCUGGAGCAGAACAUGACCAUCACCGAGGAGAUGGCCGAAAAGAUGACUGUGUCCAAGGACUGCACGGACCUGUCCGAAGAGUCGCGGCGUGAGCUGCUGGAACAGAUCGCCAACUGCUGCAUGCGCCAGGGCAACUACCAUCUGGCCACCAAGAAGUACACGCAGGCCGGGAACAAGCUCAAGGCCAUGAGAGCUCUGCUCAAGUCUGGGGACACGGAGAAAAUAGUGUUCUUCGCGGGUGUCUCGAGGCAAAAGGAAAUCUACAUCAUGGCCGCCAACUACCUGCAGUCCCUGGACUGGCGGAAGGAGCCGGAGACCAUGAAGAACAUCAUUAGCUUCUACACCAAGGGGCGGGCCCUGGACCUGCUGGCUGGCUUUUACGAUGCCUGUGCCCAGGUGGAGAUCGAUGAAUACCAGAACUACGACAAAGCCCAUGGGGCUCUGACUGAGGCCUACAAGUGCCUGUCCAAGGCCAAAGCCAAGAGCCCCCUGGACCAGGAGACCAAGCUGGCUCAGCUGCAGAGCAAGAUGACGCUGGUGAAGCGAUUUAUCCAGGCCCGCAGGACAUACAGCGAGGACCCCAAGGAGUCAGUCAAGCAGUGUGAGCUGCUUCUGGAGGAGCCAGACCUGGACAACACCAUUCGCAUAGGGGAUGUCUAUGGCUUCCUGGUGGAGCACUACCUGCAGAUGGAGGAGUUCCAGAUGGCCUACAAGUAUCUGGAGGAGAUGCGGAGGAGACUUCCCGCUGCCAACGUGUCCUACUACGUGAACCAGCGGGCCGUGGACGCUGUGCACCAAGGCCUGGGCAUCCCUCUGGCGCGCAUCAUGCCCGAGCGGAUCCGCCACAACAGCAUGGAGGACCCCAAGGAGGUGGACGAGGAGGUGAUGGAGGAGGUCGAGAACGAAUCCUGAGGGCCUACUGCUGCAAAAGCUCUUCUAGCACUUUCCGGUCAUCAGUAGAAGACCCUGACUCUCUUGUUGAAAGGAAAACUUUUGAGUGUGUAGCCACGGGCCUGCUUAGAAGGGGAGAGCGUGCAUUUCUACGCCACCCCUUCUGCAUUCCUGGCCCUGCGGAGUUCUGGUUUAGCUCCUUUACUUUCAAGGGAAUGUCAUGUUGCCCUUGGCAUUCUCCCAAGUACAGAUUGUGAAGCCUAAGAAACUUCUAGAACUUCACGAAGUGAGGAUGGUACACUGCGCCUCAUCCAAGCACCCAAAUGGGUUGCUUAACAGCGCAUCCAGGUUUUCAAGGGCC